This is a messenger RNA of Annulohypoxylon maeteangense, 3178 nucleotides long. RefSeq names its product K+/H+ antiporter 1. Gene Ontology annotation, biological process: proton transmembrane transport. Gene Ontology annotation, cellular component: membrane. The record is from RefSeq and is a predicted model, not a curated record. The transcript is spliced from 4 exons. Gene Ontology annotation, molecular function: antiporter activity. NCBI's taxonomy places the organism in Eukaryota, Fungi, Ascomycota, Sordariomycetes, Xylariales, Hypoxylaceae. The coding region runs from base 222 to 2906 and encodes 894 amino acids.
UUUUUUCCAACCUCAUUGUUUUGAGCAUCGACAUUAAUUACCACCGUACGGCCGUACGUGAGGGUUGGACAUUCUUAAUUAUCUGGAUUAUUGGGCGCAUUGGCUCGUUUAUCCGAGCUCAUUGUUUGUUCCGUAUUGCUAUCGCUGGUGCUUACGGCCACACCAGCGCCCUGACCCAACUUGGCCUUAACCCGUCGCGCGCGUCGAUAGCUUAACAAGCCAUGGCUACCAUAACCGCUACAGUGGCGACGACAUUGUUGUCAACCGUCACUACUUCUAGCGCUCCGGCCGCUACCACAACCGUCGCUCCUCAGGGAGGUAUUUUAGAUGGCGUUUUGCCAAAUACUUUCAGUACCUCCAAUCCUAUACAACUUUUCAUCAUUCAGGCCGGUAUUAUUAUCAUUCUAUGUCGUCUUCUUCACUAUCCUCUAUCGCUUCUUGGUCAACCCCGCGUCAUCGCCGAGGUCAUCGGCGGUAUCCUUCUGGGACCCUCUGUCUUGGCGCGCGUUCCACAUUUUACCGAUAACAUCUUUCCGACGGCGUCUAUGCCCGUCUUGAAUAAUGUCGCUAAUCUCGGUCUAAUCUUGUUCCUCUUCCUGAUCGGUCUCGAAGUCGAUAUACGACUUUUCACCUCCAAUUGGCGCGUUGCGUUGACUGUUGGCUUGGCUGGUAUGAUUCUUCCCUUCGGUCUCGGUUGUGCUAUCGCUUGGGGCUUGUAUCACCAGUUCCAUAACGAUCCCAACACUGUCGAGAUUAGUUUUGGUAUCUAUGCCCUCUUCAUCGGUACCGCCAUCGCCAUCACUGCCUUUCCUGUUCUCUGCCGAAUCUUGUCCGAGCUUAAUUUGUUGGGAACUCCCGUCGGUGUUACCGUGCUCGCUGCUGGCGUUGGAAAUGAUGUUAUAGGUUGGAUCCUUCUGGCGCUCUGUGUCGCGUUGGUCAAUAAUGGAUCUGGUAUAACUGCGCUUUGGGUUCUCCUCGUCGCUAUUGGCUGGGUUCUGUUCUUAGUCUUCGGAAUUAAACCCGUGUUUCACUGGGCCUUGAGGCGGACCGGCAGCAUUCAAAAUGGUCCAACUCAGGGCAUGAUUGCUGUCACAAUUUUGCUAGUUCUUACUUCCUCUUGGUUUACAAGUAUUAUUGGCGUUCACGCCAUUUUCGGCGCCUUUCUAGUUGGUCUGAUCUGCCCGCACGACGGUGGGUUUGCUAUCCAUGUAACCGAGAAAAUUGAAGAUCUCGUAACAGUCCUCUUCUUACCCCUUUACUUCGCCCUUUCUGGUUUAAGCACGAAUCUCGGUCUCUUAAACGAUGGAAUCACCUGGGGUUACGUCAUUGGAGUCAUUGCCGUGGCGUUCUCGGGUAAGAUUAUCGGUGGUACACUGGCAGCAAGGGCAACGAAACUUGUGUGGAGAGAAAGUCUUACCAUAGGAGUACUGAUGAGCUGCAAAGGUUUGGUGGAAUUGAUUGUGCUAAACAUUGGCCUCCAGGCAAGGAUUCUAUCACAGAGAACCUUCACUAUAUUUGUUGUCAUGGCUCUUGUUACUACUGUUGCUACGACACCCUUGACAAAAUGGCUUUACCCUCCGUGGUACCAAAAGAAGCUCGACCAAUGGAAACGUGGCGAAAUUGAUUGGGAUGGAAAGCCAUUGGAAAGCUCCAAUCAGUCCGAUACUCUCUCCCAGAUACAAGACACUGGCAUACGCCGUCUUCUGGUUUAUCUCCGCUUGGAUAGUCUACCAAGUCUUUUUACAUUCAUUUCCCUUCUAGGUGAUGAAAACGUCACACCAAAGGCCAGAUCCGGAGAAGCCCUGGACUCCAAUGCUAAUGAUGCUAGGAAGGUCUCAAUUUCGCCUUCACGACCCCUCGAGGUCCACGGACUACGUCUCGUUGAGCUUACAGAGCGUACAUCAUCCGUGAUGAAGGUUACCGAAGGCGAUGACUAUGCUAGCCGCGACCCUGUGGUCAACGCGUUUCAAACAUUCUCUCGGCUUCAUGAUGUGGCAGCAUCGGGCAAUGUUAUAAUUGCCCCUGAGGACUCUUAUGCGCGGACGGUUGUUGAACAAGCUUCAGUCCAGGAGUCCGACUUUGUACUAAUCCCAUGGAGUGAUGUUGGAAGCAACAAAGACGAUUCAACUACUCCGUUUAAAGCCCCGGUAGAAAAUCGCUUUUCCGGAAAAGCUCAUCUAGAUUUCAUCCAAACGGCACUAUCCAAAGCUGUUUGCAAUACAGGUAUCUUCAUCGACAAUAAAUUCAGCACAUCGAGCAAAGUCCGCCCGACUCUACCCCGAACCAUAAGCCACGUCUCGAUGCGCAGCCUUAAAGGAGCUGCCAUUCCUCCUAUUACCGACAAGUCUCACACCAUUUUCUUCCCUUAUCUAGGUGGCGUAGAUGACCGGGUUGCGUUACGCUUCGUUCUCCAGCUUGCCAAAAACCCGCUCGUCACGGUCACAAUCGCCCAUCUAAGCUACAUUGAAGGUGAUGACGAAAUUGUGGGUGUUUCUGAGGGUAAUUUGGACUCUGUCUCCCCAGAAUCCAUUUCUAAGGAUAUUAUCAACACAGAGAUAACCGCACAAGACUCGUCCUUAAUAUCUACCUUACAAUCUAGCCUUUCUCCCGAGCUAGUAAGCCGCGUCACAUUCACUAAGGUAUCAGUCACCGCCAGUUCAGCAGCAAAACAAGCCACGGACCUGGCGAAGGAAAGUGUCGGGAAAAACCCGCGUAACGCAGGAGACAUUGUCAUUGUUGGGCGUAGGCACCCCAAGCUUCCUGCUAGUCUGAGAGCAGCAGAUCAGAACAACACGGAAUAUGACAUGCAGAAGACGAUAGGUGUCUUCGGCCAGUCUAUGGCUAUGAGUGAGCUCAAGGCUAGCGUGCUAGUCAUCCAAGCCGGAGGGUCAGGUCACGCGCAUUGAUUUGUAUCAUUAUAAGCAUCGAAGAGUCAUUCCGGAACAGGAAUUUUGAUCUGUUUCUGUUGGUUUGCUUGUGAUGAGUUGGAUUUGGGUUUCAGGGUUCAAACACUUAGGUAACUUGGAUAGGUGCUUUGGGAAUGUACCUCAUCAUAAAGACGAGAUGAAGGAUUUGAUGUACUGUUUGAUUUAUCUCGCUAGAUACCUACCUACUACUUAGGCAUGAUGUACGUUGAUUGCAUUUAAUGAAAUUUUAUAUUACUAUAGCCUGAUCGAAA